AGCGAGUUCCAACCGGCGAUGUUGCGGAACUGAAUUAAUCCCGCUAAAAGUUUGGAGCAGCCAGGCCCGCUUCUAGCAUUAGGAAGUUAGCCAGUUAGCUUGGUGUAGGCAUCCUCUAAUUUCGAAACUUGACAGCGUUACACUGGAUGCCCAGUUCUUUGCUGACUUUCAGGAUAGUUGGCACUUAUCUUUGUACUGCUAGCUGGGCCGUUUGUAGUGAUUAUAACGUAAACACGUCAUGAAGCGGGUUCGCACUGAUCAGAUCCAGUAUGCCGUGGCUCAGUACCUGAAGAGGAGGCAGUAUGUGGACACUGACGGCUCCCUGAAAGGAGCCAAGCUCUACCAGUCACCCGAAGAGAUGGCUGCCAGCCUCACGGUGCAGACAGAGUCAGGAUGUUCCAACAUCGUCUCUGCUGCACCCUGCCAGCAUGAUCCACAGCAAUAUGAGACUCAGUACUCCAAGCUGCGCACCUUUCUCUCAGAAGCAGACAUAUCCUGGGCAAAAGAGGUGAGCAGCAUCCUCUAUCCGCUCUUCGUCUACCUCCACCUGGACAUGGUGCGUUUUGGACUGAAGGGGGCUGUAGAUGGUUUUUACAAUCGUUUCCAUGGCGCCUUUCUUCAGGACAGCGAGCAGCGUACCAUCAUAGAGCAGCUCCGCCAUGUUCUCAGCUUACAGGACAUUGCAGCCAACCCCAAGCUGAGCGCUUUCCUAGAGCACAAAUAUGUGGUUCAUCUGACGGAGCCAGCCUACAGCUACCUGCUGCGUUACCUGCAGAGUGAGGACAACAGCGCCCUCUGCAGGGCUCUCAGCGCACACCUGCAGGUGGAGGUCAGUGCCUCCAGGCGGACAGACUACCAGCUCUAUGGAGCUGCUAGUGGGUCGACGGCUGCCCCGAACUCCACUUCCUCGUGGGCGGGAGUGGAUGGAGCGGAGGGUGGAGACAGGGUGGAGGUCCCAGCGGGAAUCCCGCAGAACGAGGCAGCCCUUGAGGCCCUGCAGGACUGCAUCAAGAAAGUUCGUGAGGGACCCCCCUCGCUCACCACCGUCUGUUUUUACGCCUUCCACCACACAGAGCAGAUGCUGAACACCGCUGAGGUCUCGGCUGACAGUCGGCUGCUGGCUGGUGGGUUUGACACCUCCACGGUGAAGCUGUGGAGCCUCCGUGCCAGAAAGCUUAAGGCCAGACCCCAUCAGGCUGAUGUGUCACACAUCCACCUGGCAUGUGAUGUACUGGAGGAGGAAGUGGAUGAAGAAGACAGCUCAGGCAGCGAGAUAAAGACUCUGCGAGGUCACAGCGGCCCGGUGUUUCGUACCGCCUUCCUCACGGACAGCUCCGGCUUACUCUCGUGCUCCGAGGACACAACCAUCCGCUACUGGGACCUGGGCAGCUUCACCAACACAGUGCUUUACCAGGGUCACGUCUACCCAGUGUGGGAUGUGGACGUCAGCCCCUGCAGCCUUUACUUUGCCAGCUGCUCCCACGAUCGCACUGCCCGCCUCUGGACAUUCUCCCGGACCUACCCGCUGCGGCUCUAUGCAGGGCAUCUUUCUGAUGUUGACUGUGUCAAAUUCCACCCAAACUCCAACUAUUUAGCAACUGGUUCCACAGACAAGACUGUCCGACUCUGGAGCACCCAGCAGGGGGCGUCUGUUCGCCUCUUUACGGGCCAUCGUGGCCCUGUGCUGUCACUCGCUUUCUCACCUAAUGGGAAAUACUUGGCGUCCGCCGGUGAGGACCAGCGGGUGAAAUUGUGGGACUUGGCAUCAGGGACUUUGUUCAAAGACCUGAGGGGACACACAGACAGUGUCACCAGUUUGUCCUUCAGCCCGGACAGCAGCCUGGUGGCAUCCUCAUCCAUGGACAACUCAGUGCGGGUGUGGGACAUCCGCAACUCCCACGGUGGGACGCCAGCAGACAGCUCGUCCAGCGAAUUGGUGGGACUGUAUACUGGAAACACCAGCAACGUGCUCAACGUCCAGUUUAUGGCCUGCAACCUGCUGCUGGUGACAGGAACCGCUCAGGAGAAAGCAGAGCAGUAGCAGUAGAAGUUGAAUGUGUCCGUAUGUCUGUCUAAAGAUGGGGUUUCUUUUAUUUUUUUUUCUCUUACCUGAGAGCCUAAAUGCCAGCACGUACUCAGGAGUCUGAUUUUUGUUUUCCUCAUUAGCUCUUGGCAUGAAAACAGAUACAUGUUUGUUUUUCAUCAAAUCUCAUUCUUCACAAACUGUCUUUCAUUUAUAGUUUAUUUUAUUUUAAAUAAAUUACCAAAGUCAAUUCACGAGAUGUCAGUAUUGAAGAAUUCCUCCGUUUCUAGUUUAGCUGAUGGUUUAAAAGUGAAUAUUCAGUUUUUCUCUUGUGAUGUAAAGCGGCGUCUAAAAUGUAGGGAAAUAUUAUGUUGGAAUAAUUAAUCAGAUUUGCCCAAAAGGAAAACUUUCACAUUCAAACCUGAGAGGUGUACAAUAAAGCAAGUUCAACAUAGCCAGGCUUUAUUAAAUUAAUCUAUUUGUUUUACCACUUAGUGCUUCUCAUUAGAGCUGCUAACUUUAAACUAGGUUUAAGAAGUGCAUUCAGGUCUGCAGGUCUGACACUGUGCCACAGUGAUGGAGAUGUGGAGACUUGACAAAAUGAAGCGUAUUUUAUUGAAAUGAAUAAAUAACAAAUCAACGGUAUGUGUAAAUUUUGCUGAAAAUAAGGACUAAAUAUAAAAGCAUAUUUGCACAUAUUUUGCGUCACCACCUGAAUCCAUGUUAAUUCCCGUUGGCCAUUUGGCGCACACAUGCAUGCCUUCAGUCGGUGGCAUCACUGCAGAAACGCUGCACAGGGGUGCUUAUGAUCGAGGCUUUCAGCUGAGAAGCAGUAUUGUAAUUGGAGUAGAUUGGCCUCAUAGGAAUUGGUGAAAAUGUGAAAAUUGUUUGUUUUGAAUGUAUAAAGUUUUUUUGUUUUUGUUUUUUAAAAGCAUAAGUUACCAUGGUGACUGAACCACCUUCCUGACACUGAAAGCUAAACAAACCUUGCUAAUCCACUAAUCUUGCUUUGUGGUACACCCCUCUGAUUAAAAAAAAAAAAACACAAACUCACAUCUAAAAGUUUGUGGAAAUUUGAACAUUGUGGAACAUCUACCGCCACUGUGCAUUUUCUGUUUUCCACAGUUUAUUGCUGUGCUGCGGCUCAGGGUUAGCACUUAGUGUGUAUAGUCUGGAAUAUUGAGACUCUUAUUAAUCAGAUUCAAAUCAGAACAUGGAUAUCAACGAGUUCAGUUCAUACACAGGACCAAAAUGAGCUGGGGUAGCUGAGUGUACAGAGUUUUGCACCAUAGGUGACAAUUAUCCCAGAAAGUGAAAUUUAUUUGCACAUCCUCACAAAGUCUAACUUGUCAGCCACUCCCAUCUCUGAACCCACUGUGUGUGUUUGCAUUGUGGCAGAGCAGGAAGUGAGCCGGCACGGCAGCUCUCACUGGCAAAGUAAAUUCUGUUGACGCUCUGCUCCACACUGACGCUGGCAGGUUUCUUCUGAAAAUUUCCCUUCAUCCAGAAAGUUUCACGUCCACAGUUAAUGUGCUGUUUAAAGGAAAUUCAUCCGCGUUUGUGCGCUCGUUACCCGAGUUAAGAAGUCGACCUGCUGACUCCUUUGUGUUGAUGUGCUUUUAACUUGGAAUGAGAAAAGAAUACAGCUGUUACAAAGACAACGCUGCUCUGUGUGCCUAAACCUGUAGGUAGAUGUUACUGCUCAUAAAUCACCGUUCUAACUAAUCUAGGUCUCUAUGUGGCAGGUAACUAAUACUUACAACCUGAUAAAGUAUUAAAAGUAAGGAAAAAUAUGUGAAUAUUACUAAUCAAAAAAUUCUUAGGUUUUACCAAAUAUUUGAUCUCAACAAACGGAAACUUGGCCAAAAUUUUCACAGACUGCAACCGCACCGUAAUCGGCAGUAAUGAUGACAGCAGCUUUCAAAGAAAUGAUUAUGGACUCUUAAUGUUUGUCUCUGACAUUUAUUGUUCUGUUUAGCUCACGCAUCCACCCCUGACUGGUAGCUAUUUUGCUAAAGGAAUAAUUGUUUUAGGGAUUUAAAAUGAAAAAUGUGAAAGACUUGCAUUUUCUUACUUCUCAGUUUUGAGGAUUUGUGGGAUUAUUAAACUGAUAUUAUGUUUGGUUUUUGGAAAGCUGGACAGACGAAACAACGUUUAAAAAUCCCAUCCAGUUCAAAGACUUUGGUUUUUAAAGGUCUUCAGGGACAAACAUGAAAAGCAACAAGUUAUUUGUGAACUAAGAGCAGAAAAACAAGUGGUUGUUGUUUCUUCUCACAGCAGCAGGUCGUGCCUGAGUCCGCCUGCUGCCAGUAUGGGUGCAGAUAGUCUUGUUGACAUUUCUGAGGCUGUGUUUUUGCACAAUUAUGUGAAUAUCAGUAACUGUGCAAUGAAUAAAAAUUGUAAAUAUACAUUAUUUUUGUAAACGUUCUUGGGUGCCACCCAGGUUGUGAGGGCUAACAAAUACAGAUAUUCCUGGGUUGUUUUCAUAUGAAGUCUGGUUGAGGGUUUGAUGUUAAAUUCAUAAUUUAAAACUUUUUGUUCUCUGUAGCCCAAAAACGAGAAAUAAACGACAUCUUUUAUCAA
Archocentrus centrarchus (flier cichlid) is the source of this 4606-nucleotide messenger RNA. RefSeq names its product TAF5-like RNA polymerase II, p300/CBP-associated factor (PCAF)-associated factor (gene taf5l). NCBI's taxonomy places the organism in Eukaryota, Metazoa, Chordata, Actinopteri, Cichliformes, Cichlidae. The transcript has 5 exons. Gene Ontology annotation, molecular function: protein binding; RNA polymerase II general transcription initiation factor activity; transcription coactivator activity. Gene Ontology annotation, biological process: regulation of DNA-templated transcription. The coding region runs from base 239 to 2041 and encodes 600 amino acids. Gene Ontology annotation, cellular component: nuclear protein-containing complex; histone acetyltransferase complex. The record is from RefSeq and is a predicted model, not a curated record.